AUGGCUGGCACCGGGAGCGCUCCUUACCCAGAUGGAAAAGUCCGACGAAGCAGGGCAAAGGCCAACAACAUGGGAACCUGCGCAAGCGUUACAGCAGGACAGGCACUCCCCCUAGCGGACAGACCCAAAGUGUACCAAGAGGGAGAGGCAACUGCCGUCUUCGUGCGACCUUCGCCAUCGCAAACCACGACGGCGAAGAAAAUAACCCUCGAACUUAAGGACGCGACCCCGCAAAAUUUGAGAAAAGUCUUCAAGUUAGACUUCUAUCCUGAAGUUCUGACCAACAAGGCUACCAACGUCACCAAAGUCCACCAAGGUCCCCCUAGCGAUUCAUUUCGGAACUUGGAGGCGAAUGCGGAAUACGAAGUGGAGGGACAAGAGGAAGAUGAAGAUUUGUACAGCAUGGAGACCACACAAAGACCCACGAUGAGUUCCGGGGAUGUCCAACGGGCCCUGCUAUGCUGCCAGGCGGUGUAUCUGUCCGAUAUCCCCGAGACUGACGCUGUUCGACACUUCUUCACCACCGAAGGGAAACUGCACGACUUUGUGCGAGUCAGCGUCAGUCGGUAUGGACCUGUUAGGUACCUCUUGGCUGAAACUCAAGACAAGGAGGAGGUUUUCGUAGCUUUCAAAGGUACGUCAGACUUCAAUGACGUCAUGUGCGACCUGAGUUUCUGGCAGGAGGGAGCGGGUCAAAGCGGGGACAGUCACAACACCGGGGUUGGCGGGAAAUACCACACGGGCUUCAUGCACCUGGCCUUCCUCUUUCCCGCCAACCGCAUCCUGGAGGAAUACAGCAACAGCCGUAUUGUCGUCUGCGGCCACAGCCUAGGGGGCGCUGUUGCACACAUCGUGGCCUUGAACAUGAUGGUGCACCUGCGCUCUCAGGGCCAACCAGUCGACAACGUCAAGUCCAUCGCGUUCGGCGCUCCGUACUUCGGAAACGACGGUGCCCAACAGUUUGCCGAGAAACACAACCUCUCUCCUCGCCUGUUGACGAUCGUGAACGAAAAAGACCCCGUGCCUUACAUACUCCGCCUAGCGGAAACUGUUCAAUGUACAGGACUGACGCUUCUACAGAAAGUUAGAGAUUUCUCAUCCAAAGCUAGACCCAUCGCGUUGAGUAUGUUGGGUAUUCUCUCCACGUCUGGUGUACUGGGACCGUGUGCACUUAUUGCAGGAGCCACAGUGCUAAGUCAAAUGCCAGCUAAGCUAGAUGAAUACGGAAAGCUACUGCAGAGAUGGGGCGUUUCCGCCAGGGACCUGGAUUCCCUGUACGUGCCGCUAGGGUGGUAUCUGUACAUCAGCUGCAGUACGACGAAGGCCGGUGGGGGCGCUGUUUGGCGACGCAGCCUCUUGACCCAUCCAGCGGCCAUUCAGUACGCCGCACCUGACAUUGCAGCCUGGAAAGAGGAGGAUUUCCAGUGCCACCGGGUAUCUAACUACCGCACGACUUUCUUCGAAAUCGCGAGAAAGACGACAUACCGAGAUGAUGAUGUAAACACCCGAUCCGCUGACGUCACCAUAACGGACGCCAUCUUCCCCAUAAGCAUCGGAAGCGUCUGCUUAUACACGAUAGAGGGCGCUGAAGAUGACACCAGGAAGACGACGAAGCGAGCAUGUCAAGUCGUCAUCGAUGGUGACAACUUGGAUUUUCUAGCAAGAGACAAACCCAUUUCUGGACUUCCUGUAUUGGAGGGAACGUUUGCGGUGCUUUUCAUGUCUCGCCGCAAGGUGGCGUUGCAAUGCGAGCUCCAAACUGGCAGUGUCCCAGGAGAAACGACGAUCCUGGUCAGGACACACUUUCAAGAAGUGACGGUGCCCAAAGAGUCAGUUAACAUGAAGAGGGUAGCUGAAUUGCCAUUCAAGGCCAAAGAUGCCCUAGCGGUUGAGAUGCGAGCUGCAGGCCAGUCCAUGUUGAGCCAAGUUGUGACCACGGAUUCAGAUACAGCCUCAUCACUGGUGGGCGGGGCCACCAAACUCUUGGGCUUGACAUGA
Molecule: messenger RNA, 1998 nt
Organism: Branchiostoma floridae (Florida lancelet)
Lineage: Eukaryota; Metazoa; Chordata; Leptocardii; Amphioxiformes; Branchiostomatidae
Exons: 7
Coding region: 1-1998 (665 amino acids)
Biological process (GO): lipid metabolic process
Source: RefSeq, a predicted model, not a curated record